Geodia barretti is the source of this 733-nucleotide messenger RNA. NCBI's taxonomy places the organism in Eukaryota, Metazoa, Porifera, Demospongiae, Tetractinellida, Geodiidae. The record is from the annotation of a GenBank genome assembly.
CUACUAUGGAGCAAGUGAAGGAAGAGGAGAGAAGAAGGCAGAAGACUACGGGGAGAUGUACUGGCUGCAGCUUUUUAUGUGCCGUGUGCAGGAUCGUAUGCUACACUUGCAUUCGGCGGUCGUGUCAGUGCUGUUUCAGCCCUGCUCCUCGGGCGAGGACAGAGAUAAGUAUCCUCGUCCUGGGCCUGCAGGGAGCAGGCAAGACCACUCUACUGUCAGCCGUGGCAGGAGAACUAACUACGCAUGAUGAAGAGCCUGCACCAACCAUGGGGUUUGCGUUCAAGACGGUGAACGUUCAGGAUCACCUGACACUCAAUUUCCAAGAGCUGGGCGGCAGUGAGCAGAUUAGAAUGUAUUGGGACAGAUACUAUGCCUGCAAGCACCUUGUCGUGUAUGUAGUGGACAGCAGUUGCAGUGAGGAGGUGAUGAGGGAGAGUGGAGAGGCGCUCGCUCGCUGCCUCUCCUCCCCAUCUCUCACUGGACUACCCCUGCUACUGGUCUGCAGCAAACAAGAGGUCCCCUCUGCCAUAUCCCCAGCCAAGAUCAGAGAGCGUCUGGGGCUAGGAGAAGUUGAACGUGAGAGGAAAGUGGCAGUCAUCAGUACUUCCAACAGAGGACACCAAACAGCAAGAGAGAGUGUAACAAAAACUAUUCUACAACUAUUGGACGCACAGACAGAACUACUACAAAAUAUUUAGCAGCACACCGCCCCUUAUUUUUAUCUUCUCGUACG